AUCACCAUGUUGACCAGCAUCGCUGAUGGGCUUCUCUGCUGCCUGCUGGGCAAGGCACCAAACGCGGUGGGUCCUCUGGAGCCUGUCGAGUCACGCGAUGGCUUCAGCUUCGUGGAGGUGAAGCCUGGGCGGGUCCUGCGGGUGAAGCACGUCGCUCCGUCCCGUCCCCCUGGGAUGGAGGAGGUGCCCACGAAGACCGGUGCUGUGCACUGCAAGCGCCGGAUCGCCGUCUACCGCAACGGACAGAUGGUCAUCGAGAACCUGGGUGACGUUGUGCACCCCGACAUCCUUCAGUGCCAGAACAGCACCGAGCCUCAGAGCGCCGUGGAGGUGGAGGUCUCAGACGGGAACAUGGCUGCCACACCUGUGGCCAACCCCCCUGGCGGCACAGCUCUGAAGCGCCGGCGGCAAAAGCCCAAAAAGGUGGUCAAUGUCGACUGCACCAAGUUCAUCAGCAGCUGCAAGGGGACCCACAGCGACGUGGUCCUCUUCUUCAUCCAUGGGGUGGGCGGCUCUUCAGACAUCUGGAAGGAGCAGGUGGACUUCUUCACCAAGCUGGGCUACGAGGUGGUGGCCCCAGACCUUGCCGGCCACGGGGCCAGCUCGGCCCCCCAGAUUGCCGCUGCCUACACGUUCUAUGCCUUGGCGGAAGACAUGCGCAGCGUGUUCAAGCGUUACGCCAAGAGGAGGAACGUCCUGGUUGGGCAUUCGUAUGGGGUUUCCUUCUGCACCUUCCUGGCUCACGAGUACCCGGAUCUGGUCCACAAGGUCAUCAUGAUCAAUGGGGGUGGCCCCACGGCUCUGGAGCCCAGCCUUUGCUCCAUCUUCAACAUGCCCCCCUGCGUCCUGCGGUGUCUCUCGCCCUGCCUGGCCUGGAGCUUCCUCAAAGCCGGCUUCGCUCGCCAAGGCGCCAAGGAGAAGCAGCUGCUGAGGGAGGGGAACGCCUUCAACGUCUCCUCCUUCGUCCUGAGGGCCAUGAUGAGCGGCCAGUACUGGCCCGAGGGGGACGAGGUCUACCACGCCGAGCUGACGGCGCCGGUGCUCCUGGUGCACGGGAUGCACGACAAGUUUGUCCCCGUGGAGGAGGACCAGCGGAUGGCGGAGAUCCUGCUGCUCGCCUUCCUGAAGCUGAUCGACGAGGGCAGCCACAUGGCGAUGCUGGAGUGUCCGGAGACGGUCAACACCCUCCUGCAUGAGUUCCUGCUCUGGGAGCCGGAGCCCGCUCCCCCAGAAGAGGGGCCCCUGUCUGGAAAGGAGUAACUGGCAAAGGCA
Molecule: messenger RNA, 1272 nt
Organism: Candoia aspera
Lineage: Eukaryota; Metazoa; Chordata; Lepidosauria; Squamata; Candoiidae
Gene: ABHD8
Product: abhydrolase domain containing 8
Exons: 4
Coding region: 7-1260 (417 amino acids)
Molecular function (GO): catalytic activity
Source: RefSeq, a predicted model, not a curated record